Messenger RNA from Penicillium nucicola, 768 nucleotides. RefSeq names its product SDR family NAD(P)-dependent oxidoreductase. The record is from RefSeq and is a predicted model, not a curated record. NCBI's taxonomy places the organism in Eukaryota, Fungi, Ascomycota, Eurotiomycetes, Eurotiales, Aspergillaceae. The transcript has 4 exons. Gene Ontology annotation, molecular function: oxidoreductase activity. Bases 1 to 768 code for a protein of 255 amino acids.
AUGGGAUUACUUCAAGACCGAGUAGUCAUUGUUACAGGCAGUGCCUCGGGAAUCGGUCUCGCGACAGCGAUACAAUCAAUCAAAGAAGGCGCCCGAGUGUUCGGAGUAGACAUCUCGACCUGUCCAGCCUCAUUAGAAAACGAGCCCAGCUUUCGAUUUUUCCAGUGUGACCUGACAGCUGAUGAUGCUUCAAAGGCGAUUGUGCAAGCUUGCUUGGAGGCAUACGGGGAGAAAAUCGACUGCCUCUUCAACAUAGCGGGCGUGAUGGACAACCACGGCAGUGUCGAUACGCUGACCAACGAGAGCUGGAAGCGCUGCCUGGCAGUCAACUUGACCGCACCAGUUGAGUUGAUGCGCGAAGUGAUUCCAUUGAUGCGCAAAGAACAAAGUGGAAGCAUCGUGAACCUGGCCAGUAAGGCCGGUACCAGCGGCGCAGCAUCCGGGGUGGCCUAUACUGCGAGCAAGCACGGCCUUAUCGGCGCGACCAAGAAUGUUGCAUGGAGAUACAAAGAUGAGAAUAUUCGGUGCAAUGCGGUCUGUCCUGGAGGAGUCUUGACGCCUAUGUUGAAUAGCUCGGAUCCAGCGACCCUGGACUUUGAAGCACUGUCGUCGAUGAAGCCUGUCCAUAACGCCCAUAUGGCUCCCGGCAAGGGGCCAUGGAUCAAGGCGGAAGAGAUAGCCGCGACAAUUAUCUUUCUGGCGUCGGAUUCCAGCCUUAGAAUCAAUGGCGCAGUUGUGCCAAUUGAUAAUGCUUGGUCGACAAUCUAG